Musca domestica (house fly) is the source of this 1582-nucleotide messenger RNA. It is a transcript of the gene alien, whose product is annotated as COP9 signalosome complex subunit 2. Gene Ontology annotation, biological process: protein deneddylation. The record is from RefSeq and is a predicted model, not a curated record. The coding region runs from base 119 to 1453 and encodes 444 amino acids. NCBI's taxonomy places the organism in Eukaryota, Metazoa, Arthropoda, Insecta, Diptera, Muscidae. The transcript has 6 exons. Gene Ontology annotation, cellular component: COP9 signalosome.
AAACCGUCAGCUUCGCCUUAUUGCAAAAUAACAUCGACGGCAUUGAUUGUUAAUUUUUUGCGAAAAAUUCUAUUUUUGUGGUUCCAUAUAAAACAGUUUAGAAUAUUUGAUACAAAAAAUGUCGGAUAAUGAUGAUGAUUUUAUGUGCGAAGAUGAUGAAGAUUAUGGAUUGGAAUAUUCGGAAGACAGCAAUUCCGAGCCGGACGUUGAUCUGGAAAAUCAAUACUACAACAGUAAGUCACUGAAGGAGGAUGAUCCCAAGGCGGCAUUGGCAUCUUUUCAAAAAGUAUUGGAUUUGGAGAAUGGGGAGAAGGGUGAAUGGGGGUUUAAGGCACUGAAGCAAAUGAUAAAAAUUAAUUUUAAAUUGAACAACUAUGAGGAAAUGAUGAUCCGCUAUAAACAAUUAUUGACAUACAUUAAAAGUGCAGUGACACGCAAUCAUUCGGAGAAGUCCAUCAAUUCUAUAUUGGAUUAUAUUUCCACAUCGAAAAAUAUGGAGCUAUUGCAAAACUUCUAUGAAACCACAUUGGAGGCCCUGAAAGAUGCAAAAAACGAUCGCCUGUGGUUUAAGACAAACACAAAAUUGGGAAAACUCUACUUUGAUCGCAACGAAUUUGGUAAACUGCAAAAGAUUCUCAAACAACUGCACUUGUCGUGUCAAACGGAUGACGGUGAAGAUGAUUUGAAAAAGGGUACACAACUGUUGGAAAUCUAUGCGUUGGAAAUACAAAUGUACACCGUCCAAAAGAAUAACAAAAAACUGAAAGCUCUCUACGAACAAUCGUUGCACAUAAAAUCAGCCAUACCCCAUCCAUUGAUUAUGGGUGUAAUACGUGAAUGUGGCGGUAAAAUGCAUUUGCGUGAGGGAGAAUUUGAAAAGGCUCACACCGAUUUCUUUGAGGCAUUUAAAAAUUACGAUGAAUCAGGUUCACCCAGGCGAACAACGUGUCUGAAGUAUCUCGUAUUGGCGAAUAUGCUCAUGAAAUCUUUCAUCAAUCCAUUUGAUUCACAAGAAGCUAAACCCUAUAAAAACGACCCUGAAAUUUUGGCAAUGACCAAUUUAGUUGUUUCCUACCAAAAUAAUGACAUUAACGAAUUUGAAUCGAUACUACGCACCAAUCGCAGUAACAUAAUGGCUGAUCCAUUUAUACGCGAACACAUUGAAGAUCUAUUACGAAACAUAAGAACACAAGUGCUCAUCAAACUAAUUCGACCAUAUAAAAAUAUUGCCAUACCCUUUAUUGCCAAUGCGCUGAACAUCGAACCGGCUGAAGUUGAAAGUCUAUUGGUAUCAUGCAUACUUGACAAUACCAUCCAGGGACGCAUUGAUCAAGUAAAUCAAGUUUUACAAUUGGAUAAAGAAAAUAGUACCGGAUCUCGUUACAAUGCCAUCGACAAAUGGUCCAACCAAAUUCAAUCUCUUCAAAUGGCUGUCAUCAAUAAAAUGGCCUGAGACAGGCCUACGACUACAGUGCAUUGUUUAUCGACAUUUAACCGGUAGAAAUGUUGUGUGCUUGUGUGUUCUAAACAUCUAGAAGAAGGAAACGAAUAAAACUUUGAAAUGUCGUAUUUGGAAAAAAAA